Molecule: messenger RNA, 5285 nt
Organism: Cheilinus undulatus (humphead wrasse)
Lineage: Eukaryota; Metazoa; Chordata; Actinopteri; Labriformes; Labridae
Gene: tmem117
Product: transmembrane protein 117
Exons: 8
Coding region: 1176-2738 (520 amino acids)
Biological process (GO): intrinsic apoptotic signaling pathway in response to endoplasmic reticulum stress
Source: RefSeq, a predicted model, not a curated record
AGACGAGUAGGUGUUUCUAGACCAAUUAUUUUGAAAUAUCAGGGUUUUCUUCAAGUGGCAAAUUCAUCACACCCCUGAGAGCAAGGUAUAAAAGUGAUGUUAUUCUCUCUAUUAUUUUUUCCCCUUGCUCUUUACUUCUUUUUCGUUGUAGUUUAGCAUUGGUACCAUAAUGAUAUUGCUUGCACUGUUUAUUUAAUUCUAUUUACAGUGAGUUCAUGACAGAAUACUCUCAGUGAAAAUCAUUGUGUAGCUGCAAAUGCAAAAGAUACAAGGACCUGCAAUGUCCUAACAGCUGAAAUAAAAAUCAGAAAACCAGAUCCAGAUUCUUGUUAACAUUUAUAACUUCAAUGCUCAGAAUUUCAAUUUCACCACCAGGGGGCUCUCAAUCAAAACUACAACAGAAGAUGACAAGUAGAGACACUUUGUUCAGCUCUGCCCAUCUCUGCUGCUUACUUCUUGUUUUGAACUGAGGAGCCAUAAUAAUGGGAGGGAAAAGCUUCCAGUCCGAACAUUUCUAGUUGGUGUGAGCUACAUGCAAAGUAUUCUGGGACUGCUCCAAGCAUUAACAGGAAGGUAACUUUUAACAGCUUUUCUACUCCAUUAAGAGAAAUUCAACCGUAAAACUAAAACAGUGCUUUACUGAAGGACAGUAACACCUCAUGGAGUGCAGUUUCCUAUCCGAUAUGUGGCUUAGAAAUGUCUAGUGGGGCCACACUGUUAAGGGGGUUUGGAAGUAGGGGGGAUGGAGUGCAUUACAGGGGUUGCCUGGCCUACAUAACUUGAAACUGAUGCCAGAGGAUUACCAUGGUCUGUAACAAGUAUGCAGCAAAACAUGAAUGAGGUACAACAACAGAGCAGCAGCUUCUAGUAGUAGUUCACCCUUCCUUAUGUAACAGUCUUUGACGCAACAUCCAUAAUUUCCACAGCAACAUUUAACAAGUUGUGUCUGCCAAGCUAGGCAUACACUGUGCAAUUUCAAGCCCACUGCAUAACAGUUGUGGUGUAGCAUCAACUCAUACUGCGUAACUGAAUUGCUAAGGAUUAGUAAGUCGUAUCUAGUCAUAUCCCCCUCUCUUUCUUGUGCUCUAUCUUUCUUUAUAUAGAUCUCUAUUCAUCAUCGGCAUCCGUGUCAGCUGGAGGUCCACGGGUGUCGUGUGGCUGGGGGGCUCAGCAGGAUGGAAAUAGAUGCCCGUUUUCGUUACUAUUUCCAGCACCCGUGGUCGCGUCUCAUUGUGGCCUACCUCGUCACCUUCUUCAACUUCCUCAUCUUUGCCGAGGACCCCGUCUCUCACAGUCAGACGGAGGCCCACAUGAUCGUCGUUGGCAACUGCUUCUCCUUCCUGUUCAACAAGUACCCCGGCCUCGGAUGGAACAUCCUGAAAGUAGUGUGCUGGAUCCUCGCCAUUAUCUCUGGCUUGCUAGCUGGGAAGUUUAUAUUCCACCGCCAGCUAUUUGGUCGAUACCUGCGGCUGAAAAUGUUCCGCGAGGAUCACGGCUCCUGGAUGACCAUGUUCUUCAGCACCAUCCUCUUCCUCUUCAUCUUCUCACACAUCUACAACCUUUUCCUGCUGAUCGCUGGAAGCAUGGAGCCUCACAUGGUGACAGAGUACAUGGGCAUCAGAAACGAGAGCUUUAUGAAGAUUGCUGCAGUGGGAACCUGGAUGGGAGACUUCGUCACCGCUUGGAUGGUGACAGACAUGAUGCUCCAGGAUCAGCACUACCCAGACUGGGGCAAAGCAGCCAGGAGGUUCUGGAAGCAAGGCAACAACAGGAUCGUCCUCUUCUGGACGGUGCUCAUCUCUCUGACGUCGGUUGUGGUUCUGGUCAUCAGCACAGACUGGAUCAGCUGGGACAAUCUGAACCGCGGCUUCCUGCCCAGUGACGAGGUCUCCCGAGCCUUCCUGGCCUCCUUCAUUCUAGUCUUCGACCUUCUCAUUGUCAUGCAGGACUGGGAGUUCCCUCACUUCAUGGGUGACCUGGAUAUGAAUCUACCAGGAAUGUCGACUACGCACGUGAAGGUCAAGCUGCCUGUCUGCAAGCGGAUCUUUAAAGAGGAGUACCACAUCCAUAUCACAGGUAAAUGGUUCAACUAUGGCAUCAUCUUCCUCGUGCUCAUUUUGGACCUCAACAUGUGGAAGAAUCAAAUCUUCUACAAGCCCUACGAGUAUGGUCAGUAUGUCGGGCCAGGUGAGAAGAUCUUCACUGUGGAGGAGCCAGAAACACUCAGUGAGUUCAACCACAGCACGCUCACCUACGAGUGGCGCUCCACCAACAUCGACCCCCGCACCAACCUAACCUACGUGGAGCAGGACAUGUUCCUUCACAGCCGCUACGUCGGAGCAAGCCUGGAUGUCAAAUGCCUGGCCUUCAUCCCGAGCCUGGCUGCAUUCGUCCUCUUCGGCUUCUUCAUCUGGUUGUUCGGGCGAUUUCAGGACAGCGAGACCUUCACAGAAAACCCAGACAAGUCAUACGAGAGGAUUAAGAGGAAGUCACCGUCUGAGUACAGCAAGGAGAUGGGGGUGACACCUGAAGAGCUGCAUGUGACAAUGAGUGAAAGCCUGAAACGAUCAGGAACUCCCAUGCUUCUCUCGGUGGAUGGGCCACACUUUGGAGCGACGCCUUCGACAAACUCGACUAUUUCUAUGGAAACCCAAGAGACACACCCAAGCAUUGUGAUCGACAGCGCUCCGCAGGAGGAACCAGCUGUCUCUUUUGAUGUCCACAAGCUCUCACCUUGACCCAAAUGAACUUCUGAAACCAAAAAAACUGCAGAUAAUUUGAAAACUUCUCACAUUGUGAAAACGAAUGAUGAGAUUCUACGCAAAGGAUGAGGUGAUUUUACAAAAUCCUCAAGCCAGUCCUGAUGGCUUUUACAGAUAUAUAUAUAUUUUUGUAAAACAAUCUUUCCAAAAAGCCUCUUAGGCGGCACCAAUUCUAAUAACAAACAUCUUUUAAAGCAGAAUGCAAACUUGUAACUGACAUGGUGCUCGCUUGGAUUUUGCAUUUUCAUAACUCAAUUUUUUCAAGGUAAAAUCUCAAACUUUGGUGCCUAUAUAGAGGAAUUUUUCUACAGUGGUGACACUGAAACAAGUGGAUUUAAUUGUACCAAACCAGUGUUAUACUUACAUGAGUGCCUUUAUUUUUCAUACAGACCUGUCUAUUCUUCUAGGCAACAAAAUGGAAGAUGUCCUAGUCAUUAUUUAUUUUAUUAAUGUCUUAUAAAUGCUCUCAUAUCAUGCAGACAAUUGUUACCUCAUUUGAUCCUCAGACUUAAUGAAUUUUGAUUUAUUCUCUAGUUUUGAUUUUUAAUGCAUAACCCUACUCUUUGAAGCGCCAUAAUUUAAACAUCACUGUACGCUGAUGACCCAUUCAUAUCUGUGCUCUGUAUAAUAGCUGCAGAGAUAAUAAAUUACAUCAGCAGAGUUCAAAUAGCAAACCAACAAGCCACCUCAUGAUUGCUUAUGUGGCUGCUGCACCUGGACUGAAUAGCAAACUGAAUCCAAGAAGGUUGGUUUUGCCCUUGGCAUAAACAUACCAUUGAAGUGCAGGGGAGGCUCCUGCUCCAAAGCUCAGGGCUCCUUUAUGUUGAGAUAAACCUUAAAGUUUCAGAAGCAGUUUUGAAGUCAUGGUAAAUGCAUGAAAAAGAAAUAUUUAUUUAUUUAAAAGUUUAUCCUACUGUUAAAAGAAACAUGAUUUCGGAUGCAACUGAAACCUGCAGCAUUUAUCUUUCCGCUGGCUUUGAAAGUUUUCACUGCCCUUUUUACAUAUUUUUAUAUGCUUGACAGUUUCUUCAAAAACAUAUAUCUGGAGUUUUUGGUCUGAACUUAGAUGCCCAGCAGUUUUUUAUUUAUUUUGCUUGCUUGUUUUUGUGGAGUGCAGAUACUAACUUUAAUAAGUCAGCAUCAAUAACACUAUUGCUUAUUAAGUUUGUCAUAUAGCAGUGAGUACUUUGCAGAGAAAUUUGACCAAAGAUACUAAAUAUUUCUUUUUUCAACACACAUUGCUGCUUUAAAUAGAAUGCUAUCUAAUUUUGUCACAAAUUAUACUAUAUUAUCUUGCAAUAAUCUGCAUUAUAAUGUACAAUAAUGACCUACCCAGAUACUUUAAAUACUCCCCUCAACCCCAAAAAAGAAACCCUCAAAAUAAGGGUGUUUAUGCUCCCUGACACCUCAGUCCUAACCCCAUUUAUAUUUCCAGUAAUGUUGCACCCUGUUUAGUGUUGAGGUAUGAUACAUUAAUGAAUCAGUUAACUUAUAAAAGCUAUUUAAAGGACUGAUUUACAUAUCAAGCAUUUAUAUUUAUAUGCUGAAGUAAAUUAAUCAUUCAAAGAUAAUAGCGUGACCAUAAAUGUUGCACAUCUUUUAAAAUUAACUGACCUUAUAUAUUCAAAAAGGACGGUUCAAAUUGCUUCUAUGAUUUUGUUCCCUUAUAUGUCUGUCUUUUAUAUUUAAACUACUAUAUAUACUUAUAUUUGACUUAUUUCAAAAUGGUUUUCAUGCAAAGGCCUGUUUCUUUCCCAUCUCAAAAAAAUUAAUUAGAAUGGAAAGAGUUCAUGCUUUGCUGUAACUUAAUUAAAAAGGGAAACUUCUGUAUAUUCUGGAUUAGUCUUGUUCAAAUUGAAAUAUUUAAAGACGUUUUUUGUUUUAACCUCGAUCAUUACAGCCUACAGCUCAUGAAUAUCAAAAAUCCACUAUUUGAAAAGUCUAUUUUUUUAUGUCAGAUAUUUCUCUCACUCUCGUUCAGUACACACAACCACAAUCAUGGGGAAGACUGCUGACUUGACAAAUGUCCAGAAGACAAUGAAUGUUAUCUUCCACAAGGAGGGUAAGCCACAGAAGGUCACUGCUGUAAGGGCAGGCUGUUCUUUUUUGCUGUAUCAGAGUAUAUUCAUGGAAAUUUGCUUAGAAGGGAAAAGUUUCUGAAGAAAAGUGUACAAGCAACAGGGAUGGGUGUAGCCUUCAGAGGGUUGUUAAACAAAGCAGAUUCAACAACUUUACAGAACUUCAAAAGGAGUGGACUGAGACUGGAGUCAGUGUAUCAAGAGCCUGUACUAUAAGCCAUCUACCAGGAGAUUUUAGAGCACUUCAUGCUUCCAUCUGCUGAGAAAUUUAUGGAGAUAGUGAUUUCAUUUCCCAGCAGGACUUGGCACCUGCCCACAAUUAAGACAACACUACCAGGAAUUGGUUUGCUGACCAUGGUGUUACUGUGUUUGAUUGGCCAGCCAACUGGCCUGACCUGAACCCCAUAGAGCAGUGAUACUCAACCCGCGGCUCUCGAGCCACAUG